UGGAGGGUAUGGAGGCAAGAAGACAUAAUGGUUGCUUCAGACUUACAGCUAUUUCUCUGCUUUUUUACGACUGAAAGACUUUUAUAUAUUAGCUCAGGGUUUAUAUUGAAUUUGGAGCAAAAUUUCAUGAUUGAUAACAAUCCAAUUUAUCAAGAAGAAACUCUUAAGCUUUUAUUUGCCUACAAAGUUGCAUGGCUAUACGCUUAAGUGCUUCUUCUUCCUCAGCCACCUUGUUUGCACCAUCUUCAUUCAGCCAUGAGACUGAGACUAUACCAGGAAGAAAGCUUUUCGGAACCUGGGCUUGUCAGAACAAUUCAAAAUUUCAUCAAAACAAGCAUUUUGAGCUCAAAGCUUCAAAUGUGCAACCAUUAAAGGCUGUGUCUUUGCAGGCUGGUGCACCUGCAAGUUCUCCAGUUACAGAACGUGUUGAGAAGCCAACUCAAGAAGAGUACAUUCCUUUCUUAGAAACAGACACGGAAGAGUCUACUCUCAGCAUUGUUGUUGUUGGGGCUUCAGGGGAUCUUGCUAGGAGGAAGAUCUACCCUGCACUAUUUGCUCUUUUUAUUGAAGAUCGUUUGCCAGAGAAUUUUACAAUCUUUGGCUAUGGACGGAGUAUAAUGACUGAUGAGGAGCUGAGGAAUAUAAUCAGCAAAACCCUGACUUGCAGAGUUGACAAGAGGUGCUAUUUUAUUGAAUUGUGUUUGAACUUUGAAAGUAUCUUCAUAUGGUAUGUUUUCACCAAUUAUGUUUUCCUUUUUGUUCUGAUUACUCUAAUUUUGAGGGAUUACAGGGAGAACUGUGAUGAGAAGAUGGAUGCAUUCUUAAAAAAGUGCUUUUACUCUUCCGGUCAAUAUAGCUCUGAGGAGCAUUUCUUGGAAUUGGACAACAAGCUGAAAGAGAAAGAGGCUGGAAGGCUAUCAAAUAGACUAUUUUACCUAGCAAUACCCCCAAACAUGUUUGUGGAUGUGGCAAGAUGUGCCAAACGUCGUGCUUCUUCAGAAAACGGGUGGAUUCGAGUCAUUGUUGAAAAACCAUUUGGUCGAGAUACAGAGUCAUCCAGGGAGCUGACCCGAGGCUUAAAACAAUAUUUGAGUGAAGACCAAAUAUUCAGAAUUGACCAUCACAUGGGUGAAGAGCUAGUAGAAAAUCUCUUGGUGCUUCGCUUUUCAAAUCUGGUUUUUGAGCCUCUAUGGUCUAGGAAUUACAUCCGCAAUGUACAGUUCAUUUUUUCUGAAGAUUUUGGGACACACGGACAAGGAAGGUACUUCGAUAACUACGGUAUCAUACGGGAUAUAAUGCAAAAUCAUCUGCUGCAAAUAAUAGCACUGUUUUCCAUGGACACACCAGUCAGCUUAGAUGCUGAGGACAUUAGGAAUGAGAAGGUUAAGGUUUUACGUUCCAUGAAACCUGUUCAGCUUGAAGAUGUGGUUGUAGGUCAAUAUAAGGGUGAUUGUGAUGGCAUUAGAUGUUAUCCCGGUUAUACUGAUGACAUGACUGUAUCAAACAAUAGCCUUACGCCAACUUUCGCAGCAGCCACUCUCUUUAUAAACAAUGCAAGAUGGGAUGGAGUUCCAUUCCUAAUGAUAGCCGGCAAGGCUCUCCAUUCAAAGCGGGCAGAAAUUAGAGUUCAAUUCAGACAUGUUCCGGGUAACUUGUACAAUAGGAACUUUGGAACUGAUUUGGAUCAAGCUGGAAAUGAGCUUGUCAUUCGCAUAGAACCUGAUGAAGCUAUAUAUCUGAAGAUCAACAACAAGGUCCCUGGUCUUGGAAUGAGAUUGGAUCGCAGUGACCUUAAUUUGCUCUACAAAGCCAGGUAUCCAAGAGAGGUACCAGAUGCAUAUGAGAGGCUGCUCAUUGAUGCAAUAGAAGGAGAGCGGCGGUUGUUCAUUAGAAGUGAUGAGCUAGAUGCAGCUUGGGCAGUAUUCACACCAUUGUUGAAGGAAUUGGAAGAGAAGAAGGUUGCUCCAGAGCUGUACACAUAUGGUAGCGGUGGGCCACUUGGAGUGCAUUAUCUUGCUGCAAAGCAUAAUGUUCGCUGGGGUGAUUUUGGUUAUGAGGACUAAUGACUAGUGGCGAUCUAUUGCCUUCAGGGGUCUUUAAUUUGAUGGUGGUGAUUAUCAUUCAAGUAUUCAAAACCUUUUUCUUUCAUUUUUCUAUAUGUAUACAAUGUGUUUAGUUAAUUUUUU
Corylus avellana is the source of this 2186-nucleotide messenger RNA. NCBI's taxonomy places the organism in Eukaryota, Viridiplantae, Streptophyta, Magnoliopsida, Fagales, Betulaceae. The record is from RefSeq and is a predicted model, not a curated record.